UGGGAUAGUUGGUGAAACGAGGGGAAAUAAGGAACACCCUGGAAUCGUGUGUCCGAGUCAAAGUGAAGUGCGAGAGGGAGAAAGAGUGUGUGGCGAGAGAGCAGGCGAGAGAGAAACGAAGGAUAGAAGGAGGGGGAGAUUCGGGAGUGCGAGAGUCGUCCCUGCCCUCCGUCUCUACAUAGUGCUGCCUGUGUGUGCGCUGCCUGCGCUCUCUCGUUCACGCGCACGCACACACACACACACACACACACACACACAGGCGCAGACAAGCAUACACACACGUACACACACACCGAACGAGGGAGGGCGAGAGAGAGAGAGAGAGAGAGAGAGAACAGAUCGCAGCAGAGAUGCAGCAGGAGGUUUUUCGAGGUUUGGGGGUGGGGUCAUGGUGUCCAGAAUGGACGGCUGGCACCCCCUACACACCAGCGUCAUACCCUUGGAGCUAAAUGAACAGCACCUGGCUGGCCCUGCUUCAGUCUAUGAGAAGACUCGAUUUGACAUCCAUCUAAGAAUCAUCGCGGUGUACAACAUCCACAUCCAAGGAUUGAACUUUUCGACAACCGACUCCCCUCCUUUCCUGAAUGCCUGCCAAUCUUCCAUUCCAGUGGUGGACACAGUUUUAACUUUUACCUCGCUCUAUUCAGGACUUCUGAACUUGCUGAACUGCAUUUACGCAUCUUGCUUCCUUAAGGGUCUGUUUGAAGUGGGCGGCCAGACAAAGUGUCUCAAAGGACUAACGGAAAAGACUCAAAUGAAACACAGAAAUAAACAAAUGAGAGGAGACAGGAUGGGAGAAGGGACAGAUGAAGUGGAUGGUACCAAAACGACAAGGAUUUCUCUCAGUUUCCCAAUCAGCGCUGGACUGCCUGGUUUCUCUGCACAAAAGCACUGUCCAAUAAUUCAUCCCCCUUCCUCUUCUAUAGCAUUUGAUAGAGAUGCUUCAAAUAGCACUGCAUGGAAGGAGGAAAGUCUCAGAGACAAAACGUUGUCCAAAGGAUCAAAAUCAGACUACCUAUCCUGCUCUUCCUCCUCCACUCUCCCCAUUGAUUUGACUGCACCUGUCAGUAAGAACUGCAAAUCCACUAUGUCUUUUUCUGUGGCUGGUAGUAGCCCCCACUUUCCAACAUCUGCAUUGCACACAUCUGCUAAAAUGGACUACUCAAGAGAGACAUCUGGAGCUAGUCUGCCUAAUGACUACCCAGAACACUCGACUACAGAGACUGCACAUAUCUUGUUCAACCUGAGUGCAAGAGCCUACCAAGGUCAGGUGACAAAGGACCCGGAAUGCGCAAAAGGCAAAAAACGUAAAGGAAACAGCCUACAUGUUGAACUGAGCCUCCCUCUUCCCAGUAUAAACCCACCAUCAUCUUCAUCAAGCCCUCCUCCUCUUUCACCCCCUUCUGUCUCUCCAUUGACCCUCCCUCCUCCAUCCUUCCAUGACUCCUAUCAAGCAGUGCCAAAACCAGAGCUACUGUGUGGGGUAUGCCACCGUCUGUUCAGCACCGCCUCAUCCCUCACUGUGCACAUGCGUCUUCAUAGGGGUGGACGACUUCUCAGCUGCCGCCAUUGUGGAAAAGCCUUUAUCCAUAAUAAAAGACUGCAAUCCCAUGAGGCCACCUGUCGGCAAGCACUGCCAGCUUUCUCCAUCCAGCCCAAACAAGAACCUUUGGAGGAAGGGAACAUGGAGAAAACAAAUGAGGCAACAGAGUCAGAACAGCUUGGACAAGAAACAGGACCUGGACGACCCAUAAAGAAAGGACGAGGCCUCCAAGGACAUCAUGCCAGGGCAAUGUCUCACAGUGAUGCCCUCGGGGAUGAGGAUCACUUUGUGAAGAUUGUUGAUGGACAUAUCAUUUACUUCUGCUCGGUGUGCGAACGAUCCUACAUGACUCUGUCAAGUCUCAAGCGCCACUCAAAUGUGCACUCAUGGCGUCGGAAGUACCCAUGCCACUAUUGUGACAAGGUUUUUGCUCUUGCAGAGUACCGUACCAAACAUGAGGUGUGGCACACUGGUGAAAGGCGAUACCAGUGCAUAUUUUGCUGGGAGGCUUUUCCUACCUACUACAACCUCAAGACACACCAGAAGGCAUUCCAUGGCAUUAGUCCUGGCCUUAUCUCAAGUGAGAAGACAGCCAAUGGGGGCUACAAGCAGAAGGUUAAUGCACUUAAACUCUACCGCCUACUACCCAUGCGCUCUCAAAAGCGGCCCUAUAAGACAUACAACCAGGCUUUGGCGGAUGGACUGCUCAAACCUGACCCAUCAGCUACCUUGCCUUUGCCUCUAGGUUGCAGCCUCCCUCCAAGUCUGGGCCCCAGUAAACUGGACUCCUUCCUUAAGGACAUUCAUCCCCAUGACAUUAAACCGGAUCCUGAGAGUUUCCUGAUCAAGAUGGACACAGAGCAGUGCAGGAAGCUGGCAACAGCCCAGGCAGAGGUACCAGCAGAGGUCAGUGAGAAGGAAAGGUCAGAUUUACAUCUCUCUGGCAACAGCAGUGUCAAAGCCAAAAAUGUCAAAAGCCCAGAGACAGCAGUUUCUUCUGUCAUUACAUUUGGACAUAGCAAACCCUCAGUCAUUAUGCAUAGCACAGCACUCCCAUCCUCUGUCAUUGUUCAAAGAGAUAAGACACCCUCUGGGGAUGGAAAAUGUCCUUCUGAGAGCAGUCAUGCAAUGGAUAAGACUUUGCAAAAAGCACUUAAAAAGUAUACACAAAAAGAUCAUACACAUGCCCAUAGUAAGUGGGACACGACCAGCACACGUACAGAAGUCUCAAAAAUCCAACAGCCAACAGAAAAGAUUCACAAGGGACGAAAAGCUCAUACCAAGAGUGAGUCAAGCAAGGUGGUUCCCAUAUCUGUGGGUUCAGAGGUCAAGGGGAGUGGGCCUCUUUGUCAGAUCACUGUACGUAUAGGGGAAGAGGCUAUUGUCAAAAGGAGUAUAUCUGAGACAGACCUCAUGAGAGACAAAAGUCUAUCAAGUAAAGACAAAAAGGGCAACUUCUUGCAUGGAGACCAGAGAGAGCCACGGCAUACUCAUCACCACCACCGCAAACACCAUGGCCAUCGCAGUUCCAGUCAGGAAGAAAGAGAUUCUAAACUGCCAGGCAAGGUGAGGAAGUAUUUCUUCCGACAAGAAGUCAGGGAGGACAGGAAUGAUCAGGAUGGAGAAGACAACCUGUGGAGACCCUAUUAUUCGUAUAAGCCCAAGAGAAAGGCUUUGCAUAUGCAGAAGAUCAAGAGCUGGCAGCGCAAAAUGCACUACAAACGAUCGCUGCGGCUGAUGAAGAGAGCAGAAAGACUAAUGAAUGACGUAAACAAAGAGGGGGAUGGUUUAGAGGAAGAAGAAAAUGAUGAAGUAAAAGAGGAAGAAAAAGAAGUUUGUCAUCAGAAGGAGAUCAAAGACGACACCCAACCUCCUUGUAUUCCCACAAUAACAGAAGAGAAAGAGGAAGAAAAGGGGGGUUCUGGAAAGCAUGACCUUUCUUUAUCCCAAUCCACUCUGAAUUCUCAGUACACAGUUUCCCCUACCAUCAAACAACGUUGGUCUGGGGACCAGGCCUCUGAAUGUGGAUCUUGUGGCCGCUGGUUCUCCAGCUCAAGGAAACGAGACAAACAUGAGCUAACACAUCUUUUUGAGUUUGUGUGUAUGCUUUGCAGAGCUACUUUCCCUUCUCAGACCAAAUUAGAGGAACAUCAAAGAACCAGUCACCCAAAAAAUAAACCUCUGCCUACCUCUGCUUCAUGUAAUUCAGAGUCAUCAUGCAAGGAAAAUUCAAUGGAAUUAGAGGAGACAAGCAGUGUAUUAAACAGGCGGUUCUUAGAUAAGGGGAGUACAUCUCGCUUGGGAAGAAGGCCGUUGACUAGAUAUACCUGCUCACAGUGCGAUAAAGUAUGUAAGACUGCUGCUGCGUUAAACUGCCACCUGAAGAGGCAUGAGCUAGGCAACACCACAGAGACCAUACAGCCAGUGCUGGACAUGCAAAGUCAUAAUACUGUUGUACCAGAGGUAGACAAAGUUCAAAGGACAGAUUUGGACAUUGCACCUAGGCAUGCGCAGCCCAUUCCAGUUAUAAACUAUCUCAAAUCAGAUUCUCAACACACACAGAAACAGGCAAGUGAAAGUAACGAAGAGCACCAAAGAUUAGCAACUGGUGAAAGUCCAAAGUUAGCAGCUAUUGACAAAAUCCAGAGUUCGCAUUUGAGCACUGUAUCUUCCCCAGUUAGACUCAGCCCAACACCAGACAGGUCAAAGGUCAUCUCCCCUAGUCUCCCCAGUGUGCUGGUAAUGAACGGAGCAGAAUGCCUGGACUUCCGAACUCCUGAGAAACGGAGUCUAGAUGCACAGGAUCAGAUGAGAAGAAGCCUCACACCCACUGAUAGACCAAACCAAGUCUGUCAAUCCCAAAUGGCAGAAAAGGUUAGAACGGAUACAGAUCCAUCUAUAUCCGCUGCUUUACAAUCAUUCAAAGAGACUGUCUUGAGUGAUCAAGAGGUAGAAACACACCAACACAGGGAUAUUCACAUCAGUGAUCCUUCACAAGAGGCUGCACAAGAGGCUCAAGAUCUUAGAGUGUCCAGAACGGCUUGCAGCAUCCAAGCAGAGGAUUUGUCCAUGCCAACGAUACUGGCAAGGGAGAGAGAGUUUUCCCAGCAAACUGCAUACCAAUACUCGACCAACAAAAUUCGAUCCACAGAUGAUGUGAUGCUCAUAGUGCCCAAAGAGGAGCCACUGAGCCCUGUGCCCUCUCCCACAUGCUCUGUCAUUCAAACCACUCACAAAGGACCCCCACAAUGGCACCCACAGUCUCCUAGUCAUUCUCCAAGACCUUUGAACCUACAGUUGCGGUCGCAUUUAGAGACCAACCAAGCACACCAAGGCAUGCACAGUGCUGAGAAACAAAGAUCUGUGCUUUCAACAGGUUCAGAUCACAGCACUGAGCCCCCCUCUUCUCGUUCUGCGCUGCACCCCCAAGUGCCCCAUUCAGAGCCAGUGACAAAGGACAGCACCUCUUCAAGAGAUCCCUGUAGAGAAUCUGGCUAUCCUGUUCAGGAGUAUGCACUUCCCUUUAUCAUACCGGGAGGGUACUGCUCUGGUAAGAAACAGGAGGACCAGAUGCUCAUGUCGUACCCUUCUGCACCCUUGUCUUUUGGUGCACUCGGGAAGAUGGUACCCCAUACUGACUCAACAAAACUGCCCUUUUACCCUGAUCCCUAUCAACUCCUCUACGGCCCACAGCUACUACCAUAUCCAUACAACCUCGCCACCCUGCCUAUGGCUCUCAAUAUGAUGGCACCAGGGGACAAAGUAGAGCCCUUGCCCUUUUUACCCACUCUUUUCAACUAUGCUGCAGUAGGUGCCCCUUUGCCUCACCCUUUAGUAGUGAACCCCAGCCUAUAUAAUAGCAGCAGUAGCACAAAGCGAAACAGUGACAACCCAUGAGCGUAUGUGGAGCCGCAGCACUGAAGGAAUACUGUACAGCUUAUAAGAGGACCAGACGUUAGAUGGAAGAUGUGUUGUUGCUGUUUGUUAAAUGAACUACUUGCACAGACUUUUAAGUCUCUUUGGAAAAGUAGCAAAAAACCAUAGGUGUAUGUACAAAAUUAAAUAUAGUGAAGUAAUGGAGAGGUACCUUGGAGGUAGGACCUAUGGGUAAAAGGAGAGGUUGUGAUCUGGUGAUCUGGUAAUCUACUGGUCCAAUGUGGACAUCUUCCCUUUGCCAAUGGCAAAAGUCACCUCUGACACACCACUCCUCUCCCUCUUUAGAAGAGUUAGAGCUUGGUUAUCCGUCCUCUCAGAUUUGUUGUAAUAACUGGUAUAAAUAAUACAUCUGGACAGCUAACAGGGUGUAUUUUCUGGAGAAAAAAAAAGACAAAAAAAAAAUAGUGUGCUUUCCACUAGUGACAGUAUACCAAUAAAUAAUGAUCAUAUUUGUAGGUCUGAUGUAGGCUUUUAUUACUGCAAAUAGAAAUAAUAUAGGGGCCAAGCUCUUCGUUCUAAAAUGGAAAGAUACACACUCAAUAUGGUGAAGGAAGACAAUAGCAUAUAAGCAGUUUUAUGUGUGUGUGUGUGUGUGUGUGUGUGUGUGUGUGUUUCAACCUCUCAUGAUGCAUGUAGUUUGGGGUAGCUGUCUUUUUACAACAUUAUGUAGGUUCUGUUGUGUGUAUUUUCAGUACUGGCUUCGAUGUGAGCGUCAGCGCCGUGUGUGUGGGUGUCUUGAGGGUGAUGUGUGCAUGCACUGCACAGUUGUAGCCAGCAACGUUUGUGCUAUAUCCGCCUCGUUCAGUUAAACGGAUAUCGAUAUCGAUGCGGAUAUACGAGAAUCAUUCCUGGACAGGCUGUUUUUUGUAGAUCAGCAAGUAGAAAAAUUAGAUGAAGUUCUUCCUUCGUCAGUCACAACUUAGCAGCUUCGAUAGCUUAUCUACAUGUCAUAUUGGAUGGAGUUUGUUCAUAUGUGAUCUUUUCUUUUUUUUUUUUCUUUUCUUUUCUUCUUCUUUUUUUUUUUUUUUAGCUAACCAGCAUCAUGGUUGCUUGGUAAUUUAAUAGCAAUUAAGGACGGACUGCAUUUCGCACUGUCAUGUACACAGUAUGUUUGUAGAAGUGGUUGGAAUGAUUGUUCGGAGGCUCAAGCGAAGAACUGGACACAAAACUAUUCUUUUGUUGUUGUUGUUUUUUUAAAAACAUCUGAGUACUCGUCAGUUACCUUAUCGUCGUUUCUAGAAAGGAAAAUAAGUUUAGUGGCCUUCUCCUCCCCAGUGCCCCCUGGUGUCCACCAAAGACACUCCAUUUACUUGACUGAAAUCUGAGAGAGACCGAGGUAAAAAAGCAGAUGAGAGCGACUGAGAGAGUGGGAGGGAAGUGGAGCAAAGUGCAGCGAGUCUGUUAUCGCCAGUAGAACUUCCAUUACAAAGUCGCGGAAAAUAAAGCUCUAAGCAGCUGGUGAAUACCGUUUUUCAGGCGGACGUGAUCUGAGGAAGCCUGUUAUGUGUGAGCCGUGGGGUUAUGUUGGCUAGCCAACCAUCUCUCGCCACGUCUCCUCUGCAGUGCACAGAAACAGCAAGAGUUGACGUCAGCUCCUCCUGACGUCCGCGCGUGGUCUGAGUUGCAAUGCUUAGGACUUAAAAAAAAGAAAAAGAAAAAAAAAAAAAAGAAAAAAGAAAGAAAAAGAAAAAAUGCUCACUGACCUGGAGUGGCCUGAACACUCCUUUAGGACUUUCCUGUUUUUUUUUUUAUAUAUAUAUAUAUGAUAUACAUACAUAUAUAUAUAUUAUAUAUAUCUUUUUAAAACAAUAUAAUUUGUUUAUUUUACCUACUUUUCCCUUUUUGAUAGAGAGAUUUGUGAGGAUUGUGCUUGAAGGUGGUCUUUCAAGUGCACACGAAUAUGAAUGUAAUUUUAGUCAUGAGGUUACAAAAAAAGAAAAAAAAGAAAAACACGAACAGUAUGGUAGAUGUUUUCUGACUUGAAAAAUAACAUGUAAUAACGAACCGAUAUGAGGUAUUCACAUAUAUACAGUAGUCUUAGAAACAUGUCUAGGAACUUGGAUUCAAUAUAAUCAUAACGCAUGAGCAGCACUCGCUUCUUCAUUAUCCUCUGGUAUCGCCAUAACAAUCAUCACUUCGCUUUCUUUCUCAUGUGUGGUUCUAUUUCUUUUUUCUUUUCUUUCUUUCUGUUUUUUUUUUUUCUUCCCCGCUGAUGGUUCGCUUGAAAUACUAUCUGCUGUAAAGCUGUCUAUUUACAAUUAAUCUUUUUUUUUGUUCUAUCGUUUUUAACUUAAAUCUGAAACCAAAAAAAAAAGAGCACCCCCACCCUGAAGCUGUGUUUUAUGACUUUUACACAGUUACAGCACGUGCUGUCCACUUAUAAACGUCCCCAUAAACACAAAUCACUCACACUGUGACCCCCCCCCCCCACCCCACCCUUCCCAUUUCCGCAUUUUAUCCCGUCCUUUUGAAGUGAGUACAUUGAAGCCGCAGCACUGUUCAUUUCGGAACAUAGUGAGAAGUUUUGUUGCUUUUCUUAAGUGUAGGUACUUUCACGUAGUGUGUGUAUGUGUGUGCGAGUGUGUGUGUGUGUGUGUUAGAGCACAUUUGAGGAAAAGGAAAACCAAAACAAGCACCAUAUCCCUUGAGGCUUGCCACCAAAUCGGAGAUUGGUUUUGGACCCCUACCAACCUGUUGUUAAAUUCUUCUCGUACACUUUCCUCAUGAGCAGUCUUGGGUUGAAAGAGCCUACAUGCAAUCUGAUUAAUCAGAGUAGGAUAUGUUUGGAAACAUCUGGAAAUAUCAGACUGCCGGCAACUUAUUUUUUUAAUGAAUUACUUUGAAUUCGAUUUUUUUUUUUACACCAUUGAAUCUGCCUAUGAACUGCAUAACUGUGUCGCCACGAUGCUAACCGUUUUCAUUGUAAUCAUAUCAUUCCAGCUGUUACAAAUCAUCAUUCCAGCUGUUAAAGGAACAGCGUGUCACUUUAGGCAGCUCUGUUCUUUCUCUCUUGGGGGCGGAGCUCAUUUCUGGGCCAGAAAAAUUCCAACAGAAGCCUGAAACAGCAAAACGAAUCACAUCUGAUCUAACGUAAAGCAAAAUCGUGACUCGUCCCCCCCCCCCACCCCAGGAUAUAUUUGAAAUUUACUGAUUACGCAUUGAAAACGACAAAUUGUACCUUUAACACUACAUGACGAUGGGACUUUUUACAUAAACAUGACGCAAACCUUUAACGAAUUAGCUAGUUGAUGAAAAAUCAAGCUAACGAUGAGUAAUAAAUAGUCAAUUAGAUAUAUUAUUCUUACUUUUUGGAUCGUUACAAAGCCCAUAAAGUAUUCCAAAAAGAUAAGAUUUUGUAUAAUGAGAUAAAGAUAAUGUCAUU
Molecule: messenger RNA, 8861 nt
Organism: Ictalurus furcatus (blue catfish)
Lineage: Eukaryota; Metazoa; Chordata; Actinopteri; Siluriformes; Ictaluridae
Gene: zbtb4
Product: zinc finger and BTB domain containing 4
Exons: 2
Coding region: 389-5440 (1683 amino acids)
Biological process (GO): regulation of DNA-templated transcription
Molecular function (GO): RNA polymerase II cis-regulatory region sequence-specific DNA binding; DNA-binding transcription factor activity, RNA polymerase II-specific
Source: RefSeq, a predicted model, not a curated record